AUGAGGGCGGACCGCCCACCGAGGGGUUCAGCGAUCGCGCACCACCGCGGGGCCGUGCCCGUCCCGCCGCCCGUGUGCCCCGUGAGCAGAGCGGCGGCCACCGGCUCCCUCCACAGGGACCCCGCGGGGACGUGGGCGGCGGGGCAGACCGGGGGGGUCACGGCCCUGGCUGCCCCGGCCCGGUUAAAGAUUGUCCAGGUUCGCGAGACAGACAAGGCCGAGUACCUGGUCGCCAAGUUCCUGCAGCUGAUGGAGGAGGACAAGAGGUUUGAGCCCUACCGGUACCUGGUGGUGUCGGUGGCCAACGUCAUCUGUGCCAUGUGCUUUGGCAAGCGCUACGAGCACGAGGACCAGGAGCUGCUCAGCCUGGUGAAUUCCACUGAGGAGUUCACUGAUGUAACUGCUGCUGGCAACCCCGCCGACUUCAUCCCCGUGCUGCGCUACCUGCCCAGCCGCCGCAUGAAGCUGUUCAUAGAUUUCAACAGGUACUUGGUCAGCUUCCUGCAGAAGAGGGUCAAGGAGCACUACGAGACCUACGACGAGAACAACAUCCGGGACAUCACGGACUCCCUCAUUGAGCAGUGCCUGGACAAAAAAAUAGGAACAAACACGGCCACACAGAUCCCCAAGGAGAAGAUCGUCAACCUCGUGAAUGACCUUUUUGGAGCAGGCUUCGACACCGUGACCACAGCCCUGUCCUGGAGCCUCAUGUACCUUGUGACGAACCCCAACAUCCAGAAGAAGAUCCAGGAAGAGCUGGACCGGACCAUCGGGCGGGAGAGGCGGCCGCGGCUGUCGGACCGGGGCACGCUGCCCUACACGGAAGCCUUCAUCCUGGAGGUGUUCAGGCAUUCCUCCUUCCUGCCCUUCACCAUCCCACACAGGAAGCUUUGGAAGGACCCAGACACCUUCCACCCCGAGCGUUUCCUCAGCGCUGACGGGACCAAAGUGAACAAAGAGGAGGGUGAGAAGGUGCUGCUGUUUGGCCUGGGGAAGAGGAGGUGCAUCGGGGAGAACAUUGCCAGGUGGCAGGUGUUCCUCUUCCUGGCCACGCUGCUCCAGCAGCUGGAGUUCAGCGUCUGCGAGGGCGGCAGGGUGGACAUGACCCCGCUCUAUGGACUGUCCCUGAAGCACAAGAGGUGUGAGCACUUCCAGGUCAGGCAGCGCUUCCCCACGAAGGGCAGGAGCUGA
Onychostruthus taczanowskii (white-rumped snowfinch) is the source of this 1191-nucleotide messenger RNA. RefSeq names its product cytochrome P450 1A5-like. Gene Ontology annotation, biological process: hormone biosynthetic process; progesterone metabolic process. The transcript has 7 exons. The record is from RefSeq and is a predicted model, not a curated record. NCBI's taxonomy places the organism in Eukaryota, Metazoa, Chordata, Aves, Passeriformes, Passeridae. The coding region runs from base 1 to 1191 and encodes 396 amino acids. Gene Ontology annotation, molecular function: iron ion binding; oxidoreductase activity, acting on paired donors, with incorporation or reduction of molecular oxygen, reduced flavin or flavoprotein as one donor, and incorporation of one atom of oxygen; heme binding.